GUAGAGUUAGAGCGAAUUAUGCAAAAUCUGUCAGAUGAAGCAUCUGCAUUAGAGGAUGACGACGAUAGUAUCGCAGACAGCAACUACGAACCUACUGAUGAUGAAUCAUCUGGUGGUUCCGAUACAAACUCUACUGCCUCCCCCAUGCUUGUGCAAACCGCAGACACCAAUGGCGAUGAGUUAUCCGUUACUUCUGGUACAAAUUUUCGAUUACCAGGAAGUAGUGCUGCCUCCGCUCCUAUGCCAAACACAGACACAGAUGACAAUUUAGCUGGUAACACCGGCGCCGCCUCGGAUAAUAUGAUAUGGAGUAUUCCAACAGGUAGAUAACCAGUUUUAUUACCCUUUACCAAAAAAACUGGUACUGAACCCCAUCUUGCUGAGCUUUUGCGUGAAGAACCUCUGGAAAUGUUUUAUUUUUCACUAAUUAGUGACUCUAUUUUCAAUACAUUGCUGACCAAACGAAUCUAUAUGCCACGCAAGUUAUUACAGAUGAAGCAGAUGUAAAAGGUACAUCUAGGUUACAUAAUUGGUUCCCUACAGAUAAAAAUGAAAUCAAGAAAGUUUUUGGCUUGCUUUCGUACAAUGCCUAAUAUUCAAGCCUAUUGGAGCCGAGAAGCUAUGUAUAAAAACUCUACGGCUUCUAAAGUAAUGACACGUUAUAUAUUUGAGCUGUUGCUACAUAUGUUGCAUUUUGCAGAUAAUCAGGAUAAUCCAGAUAAUGAUAGACUGCAUGAGAUUGACAAAAUAGUACAUAAUUUUAAAACAUCAUAUGAACCUUCCGAGACUUACUGCAUUGAUGAGUCCCUUAUUCCAUUUAGGGGAAGAUUAAUAAUGCGACAGUACAUAAGAAACAAGCGCCAUAAGUAUGGAAUAAAAGUAUUCAAAUUGUGCAGCAUAGGAGGAUAUACCUAUAACUUUAAAAUUUAUGCAGGAAAAAAUUUAGACCAAGGUCAUAAUACACCCACAUCUGUAGUUAUGAGUCUUUUUGAGCCCAUACUAGAUUCAGGCCGCACUCUUGCAACAGACAACUGGUAUACAAGUGUAGAUUUGGCAAAAAUAUUGAUGGAUAGGCAAACAUAUUUGAUAGGCACAUUGCGAAAAAACAGACGAGGCCUUCCAAAAGACCUGGUCAACAAAAUACUUAAAUGUGGAGAGAUAGCCGCUCUCGAAAAUCAGGACGGUGUCACAGUAAUUUCCUGGAAUGAUAAACGCAACGUUUUAGUGCUUUCUACCAAACAGAGCAACACAAACAGUAGACCCGACAAACCGCAGACAAAAAACUGUAAAGAAGCCUGAAGCCAUUGUAGCAUAUAACGCAGGAAACUCGUCGGUUGAUAUCUUUGAUUAGAUGACAGCUUAUCAGACACCUUUGCGUAGAACCUUUAAGUGGUACCGUAAGUUAGCCGUAGAGAUUAUCCUGAAUACUGCAAUGGCCAAUGCAUGGAUUAUGUAUAAGGAAACUGAAUUUCCUUACUUCAGCUUCGAAAAGCUGAUACAUACCAGUUAUGUCAAGCGCAAGACGAUGGGUUAGCAGAGCAACCAGAUGCAGAGAUGAUUGUAAAAAGAAAACGCCAAAAGCACGAAAUGGGCAAAAGUGAUUAUAAAAAAC
Molecule: messenger RNA, 1612 nt
Organism: Acanthoscelides obtectus
Lineage: Eukaryota; Metazoa; Arthropoda; Insecta; Coleoptera; Chrysomelidae
Source: the annotation of a GenBank genome assembly